Messenger RNA from Tripterygium wilfordii, 1166 nucleotides. Its product is annotated as coiled-coil domain-containing protein 115-like. Lineage: Eukaryota; Viridiplantae; Streptophyta; Magnoliopsida; Celastrales; Celastraceae. The record is from RefSeq and is a predicted model, not a curated record. The coding region runs from base 65 to 754 and encodes 229 amino acids. Gene Ontology annotation, cellular component: extrinsic component of endoplasmic reticulum membrane. The transcript is spliced from 6 exons. Gene Ontology annotation, biological process: vacuolar proton-transporting V-type ATPase complex assembly.
CGGACGUGAAGCCUUCAGCUUUGGGUGAUCCAUGUCUGUUAAUCAAUACUGAGGUUGAAUCUGAAUGGAAGCGCAAGAAGGAAAGCAAGGUGUCUUCGAAACCGAGACCGAGAGACCACCAACAAAUCCCCUACAAGGAGUAAUAGAAGGAGAAGAAGUUGGAGAUGAAAAUGUUUUGCGAUUCCUGGACUCGAUGGACGGUUACCUUGGUCUUAUGGAUUCUUUAUCAGCAACGCUUCGACAGGGAUGGUUUGAAUUAGCAAGUGCUAAGUACUCUAUGGGCGCAUUGCGUGUCAAUGGCGCUUUAUUGGAUCUCAAAGUCCAUCCUGCUGCUACAUCAUUGACAGUAACCCAGGAUGAUGUUGACUCCGAGCUAAAGCAACCACACUUCACCUUGUGCAAGUGGGUGUCCUCUGGAAAUGAGAAAAGCUCUUCCCAGGAGGUGAAAUCCAAAGAGGAUGAUUUGCUUAAGACAUCUGACAGUCAACAACCACAAAACCACGGCAGUUCCCAAAUGUUUGAAGGUAAAACCUCAGCCAGGGAUGGAGCAACAUUUGAGGUUGAUAAUCAAGUUUCAAAGGAACGAGCCAAAUCACUCUCAAUGUUUGGAACUCUAGUUUCGCCAAAGCUUCGAGCUGUCCAACCAUCAUUUGAGACAGCAUUGGAGACCAUUGUUGAAAUAGUGAACAUUCAAUCAUCAAUGCUAAACGCUUAUGAUCAAGUUCAAAGAGGAUCAAAAGGCAGCAAGGGAUGAAAAAACUUUCCUCAUUUAGGUGUUCAGGCAACCUUAAAUGUCUGAUACUGAAUGCUUUCCCCCUUGGUUUUACCCCUCAAAAUAUCUCAUCAUGGGUUGCGUUGUGCAUGCUAUAAUUUUCAUUCAACCUUACUUAAUUGCUGAUGGAUUACUUUUUAAUGCAAAUUCGGGUGCUGAUAUGAGUUCCCUAACGAUGGACUCGGAUGGCAAUGAAGAUUCGUCGCAGUAGUUGCGCAUGAAUAGAUUGCAACCUUUGCACCUGUUUCAUGAUCACUUCUGUUCAUUCAUCUCAUUAGUUCCAACAAUCUGUGUGUUAAAAUAGCGCAAUUGAUUUUUUCUUUCUUGUUUCUUCUGUCACUCCGAUAUUUUCAUAGGCUCACCUUUUGUUUAAUUCAUGGAAAUGUUGGUCUUG